AUGUAUCCAUACGGUCUUUGUGGAAGUAAAUUCGAUUCAAACGGGAACAUGUAUCGUUUAGAAGGAAAAGCUUACGGUCAAGUGUGGCGUCAUAAAAUUGCAGAAUAUAUUAUCGAUAACAGCGUUUGCCAUGAAAAUGAAUUCGCAGUUCUACCAAGUCCAGUAAUUGAUAUCAAUAUUCUCUCCAUGGAUAAAAAAAAUCCUUUUGUUCUCGUCGAAUUAUCAAAGAAAAAAAUCAAUGUCGCAUUAAAUGGUGAUCAAUUUGGUGAUGAAAAUAUAAUCGUUGACGAUUCACCAUUUAAAUCUACAUUAAUUUAUGUCAAUUCAGAAGGCGUAUCUGUAGAUCUACUUCAGUUAUAUGGUGCUCAAACUCAUAUAGGUCAUUAUGUUGCACUUGUAAUGGAUAAGUUAUUUACGUUCGAAGAAAUAACGACCAUUACUAAAGAUGAAUUGGUAAAGGAUGAACGAUACUUAAUUAUUAAAGGAAAAAAAAGUAGUACUGGUAAUGUAACAGUGCAACCUGCACCACAAGUAGCACUACACGACGAUUUUGAUGAAUUUAUUGGUUCAUUUGCAAAUUAA
Molecule: messenger RNA, 582 nt
Organism: Adineta steineri
Lineage: Eukaryota; Metazoa; Rotifera; Eurotatoria; Adinetida; Adinetidae
Source: the annotation of a GenBank genome assembly